This is a messenger RNA of Tupaia belangeri chinensis (Chinese tree shrew), 945 nucleotides long. RefSeq names its product olfactory receptor 6N1. The transcript has a single exon. Gene Ontology annotation, cellular component: membrane. The coding region runs from base 1 to 945 and encodes 314 amino acids. Gene Ontology annotation, biological process: G protein-coupled receptor signaling pathway. The record is from RefSeq and is a predicted model, not a curated record. Gene Ontology annotation, molecular function: olfactory receptor activity; G protein-coupled receptor activity. Lineage: Eukaryota; Metazoa; Chordata; Mammalia; Scandentia; Tupaiidae.
AUGGAUCAUAUCAAUCACACCUGGACCCAGAGUUUUACCCUUGCUGGUUUCACUACCACUGGAAACCUGCAACCCCUUGUCUUCUUCGGUGCCCUGUGCAUCUAUCUCCUCACCCUUGCUGGGAACUUAUUCAUCAUCCUCCUGGUUCACGCAGAUUCAGGACUGUCCACACCCAUGUACUUCUUCAUCAGUGUCCUCUCUUUUCUGGAGCUCUGGUACGUCAGCACCACGGUGCCCACACUGCUGCAGACCUUGCUCCAUGGGUGUUCACAGAUUUCAUCGGUCAUGUGCUUUUUUCAGCUCUAUGUCUUCCACUCCUUGGGCAUGACUGAGUGCUACCUGCUGGGUGUCAUGGCGCUGGACCGCUAUCUUGCCAUCUGCUGCCCACUCCGCUAUCAUGCACUCAUGAGCAGACAGGUGCAAUUGUGGCUAGCUGGGGCCACUUGGUUGGCUGGUUUCUCAGCUGCACUGGUGCCAGCUAGCCUCACAGCAACUCUGCCCUUCUGCUUUAAGGAAGUGGCUCAUUAUUUUUGUGAUCUGGCACCUCUGAUGCAGUUGGCAUGUGUGGACACAGGCUGGCAUGCUCAGGUCCAUGGGGCAGUGAUUGGUGUGGCCACAGGGUGCAACUUUGUGCUCAUUUUGGGGCUCUAUGCAGGUAUCCUGAAAGCUGUGUUGAAGCUGCCCUCAGCUGCCAGCCGUGCCAAGGCCUUUUCCACCUGUUCCUCCCACGUGACUGUAGUGACACUGUUCUAUGCUUCUGCCUUCACAGUAUAUGUAGGCUCACCUGGGAGUCGACAGGAGGGCAUAGACAAGCUGAUUGCCUUGGUAUACGCCCUAUUCACACCUUUCCUCAAUCCCAUCAUCUAUACCCUUCGCAACAAAGAAGUGAAGGAGGCUGUGAAGAGGGUCACUGAUAAGAUCAGAAAUCUUUUGAGGAAAUCUUGA